UUCUUUUAUAUAUAUAGAGAGAGAUGAAAAGCAGCUAGUUUUAAAAAUCAAAAGCCUGCAGCAUAUUAGGUUAAUUUCGUCUGGGUGACAAAUUAAUGAGUUGGAUGAAAUUAUUAUCGUAUUCUUUUGAAACAAAAAAAAGUGCCAUUGCUUAGUUCAGAACUGUUGAAUGUUGAAUCGGAGAACCCAAUUAUUAACAGCAACAUUCUGUUCUUUCAAAUCUGAGCUUGGGGCUAGGAGUCUAUUGAGAUUGCUUAGGACUAACAGGUCACACGAUAGGUGUCCUUCUAUCCUUGGCCUAUCGACUUGGCAGGCAAGCUACUUUGAUUCGUCUUCGACUCAGAGAGAAAACAUGGACAAGUGUUUUCAAGAAACUGGGCAAAGUGAACCUCUCUUAGAACCCAAAGAACCAACAGUGGUGUCUGUGGAACAUGUAAGUUCUGAGCUUGAAGACAUACUGUCUGACACAAGUUUAUCUCAUUUCCAGCGGCUUGGACGGGCCUCUGUAGUAGAAUUUAGGAAUCUCUUUUGCCUAGCAGCUCCAGCAAUCAUUGUUUAUUUGCUCAACAAUGUUACUUCUAUGUCUACCCAAAUAUUCUGUGGCCAUCUUGGUAAUCUUGAACUUGCUGCUGCUUCACUUGGCAAUGAAGGUAUCCAACUCUUGGCUUAUGGCGUCAUGUUAGGGAUGGGGAGUGCAGUGGAGACACUAUGUGGGCAGGCAUAUGGAGCUCACAAGUAUGACACGUUAGGAAUAUAUCUUCAAAGAUCAACAAUUCUCCUUAUGUUAACUGGACUACCGAUCAUGGUGGCUUACUUAUUUUCAAAGCCAAUUUUGAUCUUAUUAGGAGAAUCAGAGAAAGUUGCAUCAGCGGCUGCAUUAUUCGUCUACGGUCUAAUUCCUCAAAUAUUUGCUUACGCUGCUAAUUUCCCCAUCCAAAAGUUCUUACAAGCUCAGAGCAUUGUAAAUCCUAGCGCGUAUAUAGCAGCAGCCACAUUAGUCCUCCAUCUUUUCCUAACAUGGAUUGUGCUUUAUGUAUUUAAGUGGGGGUUAUUCGGAGGAGCCUUGGUACUAAGUAUUUCAUGGUGGAUACUAGUCAUUGCGCAAUUUAUGUACAUAUUGUGGAGCGAUAAGUGUAAGCAAACAUGGAACGGAUUUACCUCGCAAGCUUUUUCUGGGCUGUGGGAUUUUUUUAAGUUGUCAGCUGCUUCAUCCGUGAUGUUGUGCUUGGAGACGUGGUACUUUCAGAUUUUGGUUUUAGUUGCUGGUUUGCUUCCAAAUCCUGAAGUGGCAUUAGACUCGCUAGCUGUUUGUAAUACAAUUCUUGGGUGGGUAUUCAUGAUAUCUGUUGGGUUCAAUGCGGCAGCAAGUGUGAGGGUGAGCAAUGAGUUGGGAGCAGGGCAUCCGAAAUCGGCCUCAUUUUCAGUACUGGUGGUGACAUUAAGCUCAUUCGUGAUUGCUGUAGUCAUUGCCAUAGUAGUAAUGAUCCUUCGUGACGUGAUGAGUUAUGCAUUCACGGGAGGAGAAACAAUUGCUAAAGCAUCUUCAGAACUUGCACCACUCUUGGCUGCCUCUAUAAUUCUUAAUGGCAUUCAACCUGUUCUAUCUGGGGUGGCUGUUGGGUGUGGAUGGCAAGGUUUUGUGGCAUAUGUUAACGUGGGAUGUUACUACGUUGUUGGCAUUCCAUUGGGUGUUCUUCUUGGAUUUUACUUCAAACUCGAAGCUAAGGGAUUAUGGCUGGGUAUGUUUGGAGGAACAGCAAUGCAAACUGUAAUCUUAGUAUGGGUAACUUUUAGAACCAAUUGGAACGAAGAGGUGGAGAAAACGAAAAAUCGAUUAGUUAAGUGGCAAGAUAGCAGUAAAAAGCCAUUGUUGAAUGAAUCAUGAGAACAUGCAUAUUUGUCUAAUUUUAUCCCCUCUGAUAUUUUGCUUGUAUGUAGCAGCCAGGCAAAAUUGGCCAAAACAUAAAUGUAUCAAUUGACUUUGAUAGGUGUGGGAUCUUUGCAUUCAAUUCA
Messenger RNA from Capsicum annuum, 2013 nucleotides. Its product is annotated as protein DETOXIFICATION 40. Gene Ontology annotation, molecular function: antiporter activity; xenobiotic transmembrane transporter activity. NCBI's taxonomy places the organism in Eukaryota, Viridiplantae, Streptophyta, Magnoliopsida, Solanales, Solanaceae. Gene Ontology annotation, biological process: xenobiotic detoxification by transmembrane export across the plasma membrane. The record is from RefSeq and is a predicted model, not a curated record. Gene Ontology annotation, cellular component: membrane. The coding region runs from base 170 to 1885 and encodes 571 amino acids. The transcript has 8 exons.